AGCGCCCAGCUAGUACUACUAUAUCAAUACUAGCUGGACCCUUUCCACUCCCCUCACCUCUCACUGCCACUGCCGCGAUCCAUCCCGGCAGCGACCUAGGGAGCGAGGGAGAGUCUCGGCCGGCCGGGGCAAGCUAGCUCGGCCGCCACCAUGGCGCGGGAGGAGCAGGCGCUGCUGUCGACGGAGAUCAUGAACCGCGGCGUGGAGCCGUCGGGCCCGGACGCCGGGUCGCCGACCUUCUCGGUGCGCGUGCGCCGCCGCCUGCCGGACUUCCUGCAGUCGGUGAACCUCAAGUACGUGCGCCUAGGGUACCACUACCUCAUCAGCCACGGCGUGUACCUGGCCACCAUCCCCGUCAUCGUGCUCGUCUGCGGCGCCGAGGUGGGCAGCCUCAGCCGCGACGAGCUGUGGCGCAAGGUCUGGGGGGAGGCCACCUACGACCUCGCCACCGUCCUCGCCUUCCUCGCCGUCCUCGCCUUCACCAUCUCCGUCUACAUCAUGUCCAGGCCUAGGCCCGUCUACCUCAUCGACUUCGCAUGCUACAAGCCGGCCGACGAGCUCAAGGUGUCCAAGGCGGAGUUCAUCGACCUAGCACGCAAGUCCGGCAAGUUCGACGAGGACAGCCUGGCGUUCCAGUCGCGUCUGCUGGCCAAGUCCGGCAUCGGCGACGAGUCGUACAUGCCGCGCUGCGUGUUCGAGCCCAACGCCAACUGCGCGACCAUGAAGGAGGGCCGCGCCGAGGCGUCGACGGCCAUGUUCGCGGCGCUGGACGAGCUCUUCGACAAGUGCCGCGUCCGUCCCAAGGACGUGGGCGUGCUGGUGGUCAACUGCAGCCUCUUCAACCCGACGCCGUCGCUGUCGGCCAUGAUCGUGAACCACUACAAGAUGCGCGGGAACAUCCUGAGCUACAACCUGGGCGGCAUGGGCUGCAGCGCGGGCGUCAUCGCCAUCGACCUGGCCCGCGACAUGCUGCAGGCCAGCGGCGCCGGCCUUGCCGUGGUGGUCAGCACGGAGGCCGUCUCCUUCACGUGGUACCCCGGGAAGCGUCGCUCCAUGCUCAUCCCCAACGCCUUCUUCCGCGCCGGGUGCGCGGCGGUGCUGCUGUCCAACCGGCGCCGCGACUUCCACCGCGCCAAGUACCAGCUGGAGCACGUGGUGCGCACGCACAAGGGCGCCGACGACCGCGCCUUCCGCUCCGUGUACCAGGAGGAAGACGAGCAGCGGAUCAAGGGCCUGUCCAUCAGCCGCGACCUGCUGGAGGUGGGCGGGCACGCGCUCAAGACCAACAUCACCACGCUGGGGCCCCUGGUGCUGCCAUUCUCGGAGCAGCUGCUCUUCUUCGCGGGCGUGCUGUUCCGCCACCUGUUCCCGUCCAAGGCCUCCACGCCGCCGCCGCCGACCACGCCGGGGGACGCCUCCGCCGCCGCGCCAUACAUCCCGGACUUCAAGCGCGCGUUCGAGCACUUCUGCAUGCACGCGGCCAGCCGCGACGUGCUGGAGCACCUGCAGAGCAACCUGGGCCUGCGCAACUCCGACCUGGAGGCCUCCCGCGCCGCGCUGCACCGAUUCGGCAACACCUCCAGCAGCAGCAUCUGGUACGAGCUGGCGUACCUGGAGGCCAAGGGCCGGGUCCGCCGGGGCGACCGCGUCUGGCAGCUCGCCUUCGGGUCAGGAUUCAAGUGCAACAGCGCGGUGUGGCGCGCCGUGCGCCGCGUGCGCCGCCCCGCGCGCAGCCCCUGGCUCGACUGCGUCGACCAGUACCCGGCGCGCAUGGACGCCUAGUAAGUAGCUGCAAUGGCUGCUUAUAAUGUAUGAUGGUAUAGGAUGCGAUCGAUCGAUUUGCAUGCAUCUAACUGAUGAUGCAUGCAUGCACCAAGUGUUAUUACGUUGUUAAGGUACGUUUGAACUUUGGUUUGUGUAUUGUUGUUUAGUGGUUAAGAAGGGGUCAAGGGAGAGAGGGCAUACGCUGCUAGCAUAAUGGAAGUACUCCGGUCCGGUCCUGUGUGAACUUAAUUAUGUACGUGCAAUUUUAAUGUGUUUUAAUAUUAUAAGAUUUGACGCUUGGCAAUAGAUGUUCGCUGUUGUCGAUA
Messenger RNA from Sorghum bicolor (sorghum), 2090 nucleotides. RefSeq names its product 3-ketoacyl-CoA synthase 10. The transcript has 2 exons. Gene Ontology annotation, cellular component: membrane. The record is from RefSeq and is a predicted model, not a curated record. Lineage: Eukaryota; Viridiplantae; Streptophyta; Magnoliopsida; Poales; Poaceae. Gene Ontology annotation, biological process: fatty acid biosynthetic process. Bases 151 to 1782 code for a protein of 543 amino acids. Gene Ontology annotation, molecular function: acyltransferase activity, transferring groups other than amino-acyl groups.